Molecule: messenger RNA, 1350 nt
Organism: Copidosoma floridanum
Lineage: Eukaryota; Metazoa; Arthropoda; Insecta; Hymenoptera; Encyrtidae
Product: mitochondrial carrier homolog 2
Source: RefSeq, a predicted model, not a curated record
UGUUAUAUCUGUAGCGAUGGUGUAUAAUCUUUGGUGUCACGUCGAGGAUCGGUCAGCUCCGAAUUACGCGACAGGCAUCGUAAGAAUUAUGGAGAAAAGUGAGCCGCUAUGGUCGAAAAUCGCCUGCCGAACACUGGUUAACAUCUUGACCCAUCCCUUUGACUACGCGAAAGUUUUAAUUCAAAUCGGGUACGAGCCUCUGGAACCUCGACAAACGACUACUCUGUUUGGCAGACCAGCCCUUGGUUUGCCCAAUAUUUUUCAGUAUGUAAAAUACAUAAAAAAUAUCGAUGGCCUGUCAGGCUGUUAUCGAGGCUUGGCACCAAAACUUUGUGGACUGACAAUAUAUGCCAUUGUUUUUGACAAAAGUCUCAAACACAUUGAGUUCACUGAGGAAGACCGAGAUCCUCAGGAAAAUGAUACACCAGUUGAUGAUUUACCGGAUGAACUGAGAGACAAAAAAUAUGUUGAAGACUUCUUUAAAAACUUAAUUGCAAGGACAGUUGGAAUUAUUAUAAGUCAUCCUUUUGAUGUGAUUUCAGUAAGAAUGAUGGCUCAGUUUGUUGGAGGAGAAACAAAGUAUAUCACAAUUGUGGGAUCUGUUGGAACAAUUUACAAAGAAAAUGGUAUUUCUGGUUUCUUUGCUGGGCUACUUCCAAGACUUUUAGCUCAUGUUGCAACCUUAGCAGUAGUCAGUACUUCUACGUAUUUAAUCAAUAAAUAUAUUAUUAAGGAUAGAGAUAUGAGAAAUUUCACGUCAGCUACCAUGACUUUCCUUGCAUCUACAGUCACUUAUCCAUUUUUGGUUGUCUCUCAGUGUAUGAUUGUAAACAACUGUGGAUUGGCGGCAGGCGAACCCCCCAUGAUGCCAAUUUAUGUAGACUGGUUGGACUGCUGGCACCAUUUGUCCAGAACAAGGCAACUCAAACGUGGAAGCUCCUUGUUGUGGCGAUAUUAUACCGGUCCUCAAACGAUUAUUGGUGGCCGGAUGUAUGCUGAUAAAACUAGUUUAUUCAGAAAAAUCAAUUAAGAAGAAAUAUUACCAAGUUCACUGCCGGUGUGUAUAUUUUCGAGUUGAAAAAUAAUUUAUAUUGUUAUACCACCAAAUAGACCAAAAUGCAUUUAAACGCAUUGGAAAAUUCAACAGUACAUAAUUACUAAGUAAUGGUAGAUUGUGUUCUUGUUUCUAUGAAUUCAUAUUGUUGUGUAUAUAUUGUGUAUUUGAAUGGUUUGAAUAAGACAUUAAAAAAAAUUAUUGUUUUAACGUGAAAUUUUUUUAAAAUAAACGUUCAAAAUAGCUAAAACAUUUAAUUUGAACUGUUUAAAAACGAUAAUGAAAAAUAUCUGACA